UCCUUGCGAUUCCAAGUAGGCAAGAUAUUCAUUCUUGGCCUUUUCCCGAUCUUUCACAUUUAGAACCAAAGAUGAUCGAUUUUUCCUCUGGUAAUAAUUUUUAACUCGAUUCCAGAAAUCUUGACACUCAUACAAUUUGUUCAACACUUCAUCACAAUUAGGCUCUUUAUCUAAACACUUCUUAACAAUUAAAUCUUCCUGAGCACAAGGAUUCUGGGCCAUCAGGGAUUCCUUCACUUUCUGCCGCUCCAUGAAAGCCUUUUUAUCAUUGUCCAUGAUGAAGAAGGGAAAUCUAAAAGAGAAUAACAAUUAAUCAAAUAGUAACAAUUUGAAAGAAAAACUUUAAAACAAUUGGAAUCAAAUGAAUGGAAACAAAAACAAAAUCAAAGAUGAAAAUGAAUUUAGGUUACCAUAGAUACGGAAAACACAUGAUUUGAUCACAUGUUUCAUUGGAAAUUGUGAUUUGUUGUUAUGGAAUUUAAAUUUGAUUAUGUUACCAAUUAAUUGUCCGAUUGUCAUUAGAUCUCAAUUAGUACGUUACUUGAGUGUUUCUCCAUCACCAUCAUCAUCAUCAUCAUCAUCAACAACCACCGAUUCAUCAAUAGUCUCAUCAUCACCUUUACCUCAACAAGAUGAACAAAUUGUUGACAAUUGUAUUAAAUAUAAACCAGUUUUCGAGACAUUGAUUGGCUUAAUUGUCUCGUGUAAAUUAAAUGUUUCAUCAAAAUUAUUUUCUCGAUCAUCAACAAAUUACUUUUCUUCACCAAAUGAAAAUGUUUCUCUUUUCGAUGCCUCAAUACCGGCCACUUUACCGAUUGUUAAUCGUUCCUGUUUAGAGUUGGUAAUUAAAUCUGCUUUAGCUUUGAAUUGUACAAUUAAUCCAAUUUGUUCAUUUGACCGUGAACAUAGUGUUGAUCCAGUUAAUCCAUCGGGUUAUCGUUUGGUACAAUCAAGAGAACCGAUUGCUUCAAAUGGUUAUAUUAAAGUACCAAUUGUUUACCGUGCAAAUGAUUCUGGUCACUUGAAAACUAUUGAAUGUAAAUCGAUCCAUUUAGAGGAACAUGUUGGAUCAAUUGAUUGUAAUCAUUUACUACAAUUUGAUGGUAUCAAUUUAAAUUCUCGUGGUCUUGCAUUGGUCAAAUUCGUAUUCAACCCUUCGGACAUUACACCCAAAGAAUCAAUCAGUUUGGUCAAUGAAUUGUUACUAAUACUUAAAAGAAUCGGUGCUACAAGUAAUCGUUUAGAAGAACGGAUUUUAUCAAUCGAUGCAACAAUUCAACUUUUCUGUGAUUCUAAUCCAUGUAAACCAGUGAAAAUUACACUUUGUAAUUCACAAAGUGUUCUUGCUAAUCAUUUAGCUCAUGAAAUCGGGAGGCAAAAGUCAUUCAUAAUUAGGAAACAAUUAGCUCCAGAAAAUCAUCUGUUCAUAGGUCCAUUAACGGGAGGUCUCAAGCCAAUUAAAUCAGCUAAUUAUGACACUCGAACGAUGAUCGAACCUUCAAUUCCACCGUUCAAAUUUCUUAGUUCAAAAGAUUCACAGGUCGAUGAUAAAACUUUAAUAUCAUUAGAAAAAUUAACCAAAGAAAUUCCAAUAUUACCGGAAGAGGAGAGAUUAAUUCUCAUGAAUCAAUAUGGUUUAUCUUUAUAUCAAUCUCGAAGAUUAAUUGUCAACAAUUAUUAUGAAAUUUUCAUAAAAAUGAUGACAAAAGAUGAAUCAUUAUCAACUAAUCAAUUGGAAACUUUUUCAUUUAUAAUAGAUGUUAUUGAAAAAUCAAUUCUACUCACUAAUCAUGAAGUUGAUCAACUUUAUGAUUGUGUUGAUAAUCUAGUUGCUUGUUAUCAUUUAUUGAGGACCAAUAUAAUUUUACGUUCAAUUGCAAUUAAAAUGGUUUCUGGUUGGUUGGAAGGUGAUAGAAAAUCUCCAGAGCAAUUAAUAGAAAUCAACGAUUGGUCAACAAUUACUGAUGAUUCUUUGAUUGAACAGUUUUGUAAAAAGGUAAUUGAAGAUCGAAGUACAGUCGCUUUUCUAGUUAGAAGAGGUGAUAAACAUUUUGUCCACAAUUUAGCUCGAAGAGUGAAAAUCGCCUGUAAUCAUAGGAUACCCGAAGAUCUAAUUGUAUCCAAAUUGUUACAAUUAAUUGAUUCUAUCGAAAGACCAACAAUGGUUAAUUUCGUAGCAACAAGAAACAAAACUUGGUUAAAACGACCUAAAUUGUUCACGACUGAUAAAAAAGAUUAACUUGUUUCUCCUUAAUUGUUAUGAGAUGAAAAAAAUUUGUACUUUCUGAAAUGGAUUUCAUUGUAGAUUCUGAUUACAAUAAACAAAUUGUUCGCAAUUUAGUAUUUACAAGUUAA
Molecule: messenger RNA, 2355 nt
Organism: Panonychus citri (citrus red mite)
Lineage: Eukaryota; Metazoa; Arthropoda; Arachnida; Trombidiformes; Tetranychidae
Product: glutamyl-tRNA(Gln) amidotransferase subunit B, mitochondrial-like
Exons: 2
Coding region: 491-2239 (582 amino acids)
Biological process (GO): mitochondrial translation; glutaminyl-tRNAGln biosynthesis via transamidation
Molecular function (GO): glutaminyl-tRNA synthase (glutamine-hydrolyzing) activity
Source: RefSeq, a predicted model, not a curated record